AACUUUCCACGAACGAAGGAGAAACGACGAAAACGAACGAUGGUUCAUCGUCUUUCAACCAAAUUUCGAAAUCUGAAGCCUAGCGAUCUUUAUGCAGCUUUACGAUAUGCUGUCCUGUGGCCCUUUUAUCUCGUCGUAUUCUUGGAGCAACACCGUCGAGCGACACUUGCUCGGCGAGCCCAAACCUGGCAGCAACCACCAGACUUUAUCUUGCGCCCUCUUGCCCGCCUCGUUCUGACCAUAUUCCCAGUAACAGUUCAAAAUGAGGCGAUAGUCGCUCAACUCACUGAGCAGAAUUCCCGCAUCCUUUAUGUGGAAAAUCAUCAGCUGCUGGCGCUCGAGCUUGCCACUACUUUGUCGACCGUUUAUUUACUGACAGGACGUCUCCCACGUGGUAUUAUGGAUCGCGUUCACCUCAAAAUACCGCUGUGGGCAGAUUUGCUCACAGCUCUUGGUGCAAUUAACGGAGAUCCCGCAUCAGUAGCUGACGCAAUGGCUAAGGGCCACAACCUCCUUGUCCUCCCCGGAGGACACCACGAGGUUUACCGUAAAAAAUCAGACAGAAAGUAUAGCCUCCAGUGGCGAAAAAGAGCUGGAUUUGCCCGUCUCGCUGUCCAGCAUCAGUAUACUAUCGUGCCCAUAUCUGGCAUUGGAUGCGAGGACAUGCUACACAUACUUACGGAUGUAGCUAUACCGGAUGGAUUUAUGAGCAAGGUGAUUCGGGACGAACGAAAGGGCAUGAGCCUUCCUAUUUGCCUACCAGUAAGCUAUGAAAUGCAGUAUUUCCGCUUUGGCAGGCCAAUUAGAUGUGACAAGUUAAACGGAAACUGGGAAGACGUAGACAAGGUUUGGGGUAUCCGAGAGAAAACAAGGCGAGCGGUUGAAGGAGGAAUAGAGAAAUUGAUAGCAAAACGGAGCAGCGAUGGUAGAAAAAGAUGGGUAGCAUCAGGCUUGGUCCGCCGUUUUCAGAAACUGGCUACAGGCGAGGAACUUGUUUGUCUGGCGUGAAGGAGACGGCGGAUCAACAGUAAUAAUUGUUACAAUUGAAGUAGCCUGUUAGUUAUAUCAAUAUUCAAACAAAAUAAUAAGACGAGCGGGCGUUGAUUGUCUGUCACUGCAGAAUCCCUU
Messenger RNA from Spizellomyces punctatus DAOM BR117, 1128 nucleotides. RefSeq lists its product as uncharacterized. The transcript has a single exon. Bases 40 to 1008 code for a protein of 322 amino acids. Gene Ontology annotation, cellular component: membrane. Lineage: Eukaryota; Fungi; Chytridiomycota; Chytridiomycetes; Spizellomycetales; Spizellomycetaceae. The record is from RefSeq and is a predicted model, not a curated record.